Parathielavia appendiculata is the source of this 1476-nucleotide messenger RNA. RefSeq lists its product as uncharacterized. The coding region runs from base 312 to 1187 and encodes 291 amino acids. Lineage: Eukaryota; Fungi; Ascomycota; Sordariomycetes; Sordariales; Chaetomiaceae. The transcript is spliced from 2 exons. The record is from RefSeq and is a predicted model, not a curated record. Gene Ontology annotation, molecular function: NADH dehydrogenase (ubiquinone) activity.
GAUGAAGAAGCAGCACACCUGCAAACCUGCCGCGACGAGUUGACACAGGACAAAGGUUUGCGGCAGUUCACAAGAGAUGUUCGCUUCAGGUAAGUAACUUGACUUCUCGACCUCCAGUUUCGGUCAUAAAGUUACGCUAGACUCAUGGCUCACAAGCACUAAAUGCACGUGACGUUUCACGUGCUCUCUCCGGGACUCGACCGAGCUCCGAGCUCGACCUCAAUUCGAUUUAACUCAUUCAAGCAGCAUUCUCGAUCAAGGCCAACGGCUGAUUCUUCCCAAUUGGCCACUUAACCCUCCCAAUCCCGACCAUGGCCAGCAAGCUCUGCAAGAACAGGGCCCUGGCCUUCGCCCUGCGGCCAGCGAACUCGUCCGUUGCAGCGCGCAGCAGCGAGGCCGUCGUGCGUUGUUUCGCGACAACCGCUCGCGCCAGCGUCGCUGUCCCCAAGGAUGCCCAGAACCUGCGCACUGCGCCUCGCGACCACGCCAAAGGCACCCUUCAGGCGCCUCUCGUCAACCCUGCCGACAAGUACCAGUCCAAGGCCGACAACAUGCACAAGUACGGCUCGUGGCUCAUGGGCUGUCUCCCCAAGUACAUCCAGCAGUUCUCGGUCUGGAAGGACGAGCUGACCAUUUACAUCGCCCCGUCCGGCGUCAUUCCGGUCAUGUCCUUCUUGAAAUAUAACACGGCCGCCGAGUUCACCCAAAUCAGCGACAUCACCGCUGUCGACUUCCCGACCCGUGACCAACGAUUCGAGAUCGUCUACAACCUGCUCAGUGUCCGGCACAACUCCCGGAUCCGCGUCAAGACCUACGCUGACGAGGCCACGCCGGUACCCAGCAUCACCAGCCUCUUUAUGGGUGCCAACUGGUACGAGCGGGAGGUGUACGACCUGUUUGGCGUCUUCUUCGUCGGCCACCCCGACCUUCGCCGCAUCAUGACCGACUACGGCUUCGAAGGCCACCCGCUGCGCAAGGAUUUCCCCAUGACGGGCUACACCGAGAUCCGGUGGGACGAGGAGAAGAAGCGCAUUGUCACGGAGCCGCUCGAGCUCACGCAGGCGUUUCGCAAUUUCGAGGGGGGAUCUAGCGCCUGGGAACAAGUCGGCUCUGGCGUCGACCGGACUCCGGAUACUUUCAAGCUACCGACGCCGAAACCGGAGGAGAAGGCCGAGGAGAAGAAGUGAGCGGCUCGGAGUGCUGUACAUAUUGUGCCAACAAAAGUUAUACAAUCCGCAUCCGAAUCAGAAGCAAGCGCUGUUUCUUGUUGGGGAAAUCUCAGGUGUGCGGAACCUGGUCCGCAAUGGUGUGUUUGUUGCGGUCCGAUGAGCUUUGGUAAUACCUGCCAUUUACCACCACGUCACAAAUCGACUUCCUCUGUUUUACCACCUCUUCUCCCAGCCAUGAACUCAUGAAACCAGGAGCCGGCAAACACCUGGUCUUUUCGGGCUGGGGUGAUGCUCCUGGCUCACAGAU